AUGGAGCAUGGUGAGCAGCUUUUCAGUUGUGAGACCUGUGGCAAGAGGGUCACACGGGGCUCUGAUCUCAGCAUCCACCGCUGCACCCACACUGGUGAGCAGCCCUUCAGUUGUGAGACCUGUGGCAAGAGGUUCAGCCAGGGCUCUCAUCUCAGGCGACACCACCUCACCCACACAGGUGAGAAGCCCUUCAGUUGUGACAGCUGUGGGAAGAGGUUCAGCCGGAGCUCUCAUCUCGGGCAACACCACCUCACCCACACCACUGAGAAGUCCUCUACCUACAAGGACUGCGGCAAGACAUUCACUCACAGCGCCACCCUUCGCCAGCACCGCAGUGUGCAUGGCACUGAGGAGUCCUUCAGCUGCUUGGAUUGCGGCAAGAAAGUCAAACACAGCUCCAGCCUCAGCAUCCACCGCCGCAUCCACACCGGAGAGCAUCUUUUCCCCUGCGCUGUGUGCGGCAAGAGCUUCACCACGAGCACCUCAUACAUCCGGCAUCAACUCAUCCGCAGCGGUGAGAAACCCUACAGCUGUACUGACUGCGACAAGAGCGUCACCUGCAGGUCUAAGCUAAUCCAGCACCGUGGUGUGCAUACCAGAGACAAACCUUUCACAUGUCCUGACUGCGGCAAGAGUUUCACUCAGAACUCUCAGCUCAUCCGACACUGCUGCACCCACUCUGGAGAGAAGCUGUUCCCCUGUGCUGAGUGCAGCAAGAGCUUUACCACAAGCGCCAGACUCCUUCAGCAUCAACUCAUCCACAGAGGGGACAAACCAUACAGCUGUGCCGACUGUGGCAGGAGCUUCACCCUGAAGGGGAAGCUAAGCCAUCACCGUUGUGUGCACACCGGAGAGAAGUCUUUCACCUGCACUGACUGUGGCAAGAGGUUUUGCAGGCACUCUGGCCUCAUGAAGCACCGCCUUACCCACACUGCACCCAAACAGUUCACCUGUGCUGUCUGUGGGCGGAGCUUCACCCGGAGCUCAACCCUCACCACCCACCGCCGCACCCACACUGGUGAGAAGCCAUAUGGCUGUGCUGUCUGCGGCAAGAGUUUCUCUCAGAAGGCUAACCUCAGCCAGCACCGCAGUGUGCACAGCACUGAGAAGUCCACCUGCAGGGACUGCGGCAAGAGCUUCAAACGCAGGUACUACCUUACCAUCCACCGCCGCAUCCACAGCGGAGAGGGGUUCCCCUGUGCUGAGUGUGGCAAGAGCUUCACCACGAGCACGAUACUCAUCCAGCACCAACUCAUCCACAGCGGCGAGAAACCAUACAGCUGUGCCGACUGUGGCAAGAGCUUCAGACAGAGCUCCACCCUCACCCUCCAUCACCAUACCCACACAGGUGAGAAGCUGUACAACUGCGCUGUCUGUGGCAAGAGUUUCACUACAAAGUCUUCCCUCACCCAGCACCGCAGUGUGCACACUACCGAGAAGCCCUUCACCUGCAGGGACUGCGGCAAGAGCUUUAGCCACAGCACCACCCUCGCCAUCCACCGCCGUGUCCACACCGGAGAGAAGUUGUUCCCCUGUGCUGAGUGCGGAAAGAGCUUCACCAUAAGCACCAGACUCAUCCAGCACCAACUCACCCACAGUGGUGACAAACCAUACAGCUGUGGUAUGUGCAGCAAGAGUUUCACCACAAGCACCAGACUCAGACAGCAUCAACUCAUCCACAGUGGUGAGAGACCAUACAUCUGUGCUGACUGCGGCAAGAGCUUCACCUGCACCUCUAGCCUCACCCAGCACCGUCGUCUGCACACCGCUGAGAAGGCUUUCACCUGUUCUGAGUGCGGCAAGAGCUUCACCCGUAGGAGCAUUCUCAUUUGCCACCUCCGCAGCCACACUGGUGAGAGGCCUUUCACCUGCCCCGACUGCGGCAAGAGCUUCAGUCGCAGCGCCUAUCUCACCAAGCACCGCCGCACCCACACUGGUGAGAAGCCAUACAGCUGUGCUGUCUGCGGCAAGAGUUUCUCUCAGAAGGCUAACCUCAGCCAGCACCGCAGUCACCAACUCAUCCACAGCGGCGAGAAACCAUACAGCUGUGCCGACUGUGGCAAGAGCUUCAGACAGAGCUCCACCCUCACCCUCCAUCGCCGUACCCACACAGGUGAGAAGCUGUACAACUGCGCUGUCUGUGGCAAGAGUUUCACUACAAAGUCUUCCCUCACCCAGCACCACAGUGUGCACACUACCGAGAAGCCCUUCACCUGCAGGGACUGCGGCAAGAGCUUUAGCCACAGCACCACCCUCGCCAUCCACCGCCGUGUCCACACCGGAGAGAAGCUGUUCCCCUGUGCUGAGUGCGGAAAGAGCUUCACCAUAAGCACCAGACUCAUCCAGCACCAACUCACCCACAGUGGUGACAAACCAUACAGCUGUGGUAUGUGCAGCAAGAGUUUCACCACAAGCACCAGACUCAGACAGCAUCAACUCAUCCACAGUGGUGAGAGACCAUACAUCUGUGCUGACUGCGGCAAGAGCUUCACCUGCACCUCUAGCCUCACCCAGCACCGUCGUCUGCACACCGCUGAGAAGGCUUUCACCUGUUCUGAGUGCGGCAAGAGCUUCACCCGUAGGAGCAUUCUCAUUUGCCACCUCCGCAGCCACACUGGUGAGAGGCCUUUCACCUGCCCCGACUGCGGCAAGAGCUUCAGCCGCAGCGCCUAUCUCACCAAGCAUCGCUAUAGUCACACUGUUGACCAGCCCACAAGGGGCCGCAAAACAAAGUCGACGCUGCUUGAACUCCUCGCUGGCGGUGUUGUUGUCUCCGAAUCCGAGCCCUCGCUGGCGAUAUCAGAGGAAGGUGUUGAUGAACGAGAUCGAACGCACCGAGCUGCCCCCUCUCGGCUCCCUCCCCGCUGGGUGCAAACGCGAUGUGGUGGCAGCUGGCAAAACGCGACGUGGCCGCCGAAGAUGCCCGCCGAUGCCGGCCCGCCCGAGUUUGCCGUCGGCCCGCCGAUAAUUUUUGCCUUCCAGGUCUACAACGUCUUCGGCUCCCAGGCGAUGCUCCUUCUCUUUGUCCGAGCGAUCAGCCUCCG
Dryobates pubescens (Downy woodpecker) is the source of this 3044-nucleotide messenger RNA. Its product is annotated as zinc finger protein 850-like. NCBI's taxonomy places the organism in Eukaryota, Metazoa, Chordata, Aves, Piciformes, Picidae. The record is from RefSeq and is a predicted model, not a curated record. The annotation marks the transcript as partial. The transcript has 7 exons.